UGCACAAAAAUAAAAACUCAAAGCAAUGGCAGAUACAGGGAUUAAUCACAGUGGUUUCAAUGUCUUGAGUAAGAAAAGAACAGGAUCCACGGAUCAAUGGAAUCGAGAAGAUUUCAUCGCAGCCAAGAAGGCGAUGAAACCGAUGAUCUGUGAGGACCCAGCGGCGGCUCUGUCCAAUGCUCGCCACGAAUUCGGCGAGCAUGGCGGCGUGAACAUGUCAAUUGAGGCCUCCGCCACCUUCACAGUCAUGGAACCAGAAACCAUGCGCCGUAUGUUUUCCGGAGAGCUUGGCCCCGAUCACGACUUUUUUAUUUACAGUCGCCAUUUUAACCCUACCGUUUUGAAUCUCGGCCGUCUCAUGGCUUCCCUUGAGGGCACCGAGGCGGCGUACUGCACAGCUUCCGGCAUGUCCGCCAUCUCCUCUGUGCUCCUCCAACUCUGCAGCGCUGGUGGACACGUGGUCGCCUCUCGUACCCUGUACGGAGGCACCCACGCUCUCUUUACACAUUUUUUACCAAGGACAUGCAAUAUAACGACUUCGUUAGUGGACAUUAGGGAUCACGAAAUGGUUAGAGAAGCCAUCAAAGAAGGGAAAACUAAGGUGUUGUUCUUCGAGUCCAUGUCGAAUCCCACUCUGACGGUGGCUAACGUGCCAGAGCUGUGCAGGAUAGCUCACGAUAAGGGGGUUGUGGUGGUGGUUGACAACACUUUUACGCCGAUGGUGAUGUCCCCGGCGAGGUUGGGUGCCGACGUUGUAGUUCACAGCAUAUCCAAGUAUAUUAGCGGUGGGGCCGACAUCAUUGCAGGUGCUGUAUGUGGGCCAGCCAGCCUGGUUAAUGCCAUGAUGGAUCUUCACCAUGGAGCCUUUAUGCUAUUAGGUCCAACUAUGAACCCAAAAGUUGCUUUUGAACUUUCACAAAGGAUUCCUCACUUAAGCCUCAGGAUGAAAGAGCACGGCAAUCGGGCCUUGGUGUAUGCUACCCGAAUGAAGAAACUAGGCAUUAAGGUGAUAUAUCCGGGCCUGGAAGAUCAUCCGGAUCAUGCUGUUUUGAAGUCUUUGGCAAAUAAAGAUUACGGCUAUGGGGGAAUGCUAUGUGUGGAUAUGGAAACUGAGGAAAGGGCUAACCGUUUGAUGAAUUUGUUGCAGAAUUGCACUGAAUUUGGGUUCAUGGCGGUUAGCUUAGGGUACUACGAGACCCUUAUGUCUUGCUCUGGGAAUAGCACGAGCAGCGAAAUGAAUGCUGAAGAGAAGGCAUUUGCAGGCAUUUCGCCCGGGUUAGUGAGAAUGUCAAUCGGGUACAUUGGCACCUUGGAGCAGAAAUGGAAUCAGCUCGAGAAGGCACUUUUUCGACUGAAUGAUUCAGGUUUAUUCCAGAAGAUGUAGGCUUGUUGUGUUAAUGUUUCUAUUUUAGUUAGCAGAAUAAGAAUGAGAUCCAACAUAAAAUGUUUGGUGGUUUGCUGUGUAAUAUUUCUUUUUAUUGAGCUGUAAACGAUAUUUUAAAUCAUAUUGUAUGUACAUAUACUUGUAACGAUAUAAAGUCACUUUUCGUAUAAAAUAUAAGUUACUAUAAA
Messenger RNA from Olea europaea var. sylvestris, 1572 nucleotides. RefSeq names its product methionine gamma-lyase-like. The record is from RefSeq and is a predicted model, not a curated record. Gene Ontology annotation, biological process: transsulfuration. The transcript is spliced from 2 exons. Gene Ontology annotation, cellular component: cytoplasm. Gene Ontology annotation, molecular function: carbon-sulfur lyase activity; pyridoxal phosphate binding. Bases 26 to 1384 code for a protein of 452 amino acids. Lineage: Eukaryota; Viridiplantae; Streptophyta; Magnoliopsida; Lamiales; Oleaceae.